Helobdella robusta is the source of this 3283-nucleotide messenger RNA. RefSeq lists its product as hypothetical. Gene Ontology annotation, biological process: regulation of microtubule depolymerization; axonogenesis; microtubule cytoskeleton organization. Lineage: Eukaryota; Metazoa; Annelida; Clitellata; Rhynchobdellida; Glossiphoniidae. Gene Ontology annotation, cellular component: neuronal cell body; microtubule; dendrite. Bases 1 to 2610 code for a protein of 869 amino acids. The transcript has 3 exons. Gene Ontology annotation, molecular function: microtubule binding; actin binding. The record is from RefSeq and is a predicted model, not a curated record.
AUGGCAGCUACGAAAGUUUCAGAAACAUCUGCUCAGUUGACAUCUUGUAAAGCUAUUUUGUUGGUGCUGGUUGGAGAACCGGUCAAUCCAGCACAGAAGGAUUCAGUCAUUUCUGAAUUAGAGAAAGGCAUAAAAUCAUGGAAUGUUGAGAUGUCUGGUUGUAACAUCUUUGAUGAACUUGAAACGGCACAGACCACAUUUACCAUCAAUGAUGAAGGUUCUCAUGGAGAAAAAGUUCUGACUUACAAUUCAGAUGUGGUUUCGAUUGAAGUCUUAAUCUAUCCAACAUUUAAACUUGCCCAGAGCAAACUGAAACAGUUUUUCACCAAAGAAGGUUCUUAUAGGCACCUUGUAUAUGCAGGACCAUCUGUUAGGGGAGCCAGUAAGUGGAUCUUACAAGAUGCUCUAUUCAGUUGGAACAACUUCUUAGAAAUUUUCCAAAGUUCUGAAGUAUUAAAUGCCAUCAAGCAAAAUGUAGUUCGUGGACAUGUCAUCAUAAAUUCUUACGUUGACAACAAUUUGCUUGACGUGAAGUUUUCAAAAGCAACUGGUUUAUCAUUUAAACUGAAUGCCCCACACCAGGAGAGGGAAGAGAAUGUUGAUAACUUCAUAGCUUAUAUUUCACAAUUUGUUGUUGUAGAGGAAGCAAACAUCCUCCUGAGGUCAACAGAUGUUGUUGGCAACAUAAGGUUUAACAGGCCAACAAUUUACAUAUUUCCAGCUUGUCAGGGUGAUUCAGCAUUAUUUGGAAUCAAUGGAUUCAACCUGCUAGUUGAUGGUGGCUACAGUAAAAAGUCAUGCUUUUGGGAUUUUGCAAGACACUUGGAUAGAUUGGAUGCCAUCUUGAUUUCUCAUCUAUCCAUUGAUAAUUAUUUUGGUAUUAACUCCCUUUUGAUUAAAAAAUUUAAAGAUGGUUUUCAGCAGGAAAUAGGCUGUGUUUUUGUUAACUCCAUUAAAGAUACUGCCAAGUUAUGUGACAAUGCUAGUAAUAAUUGCAUUGAUGUUGAUUCACUUUCUAAAGCUUCAGUUCUCAUAGAAUCAAUGAAACUGAUGAAUAUUAUUUUCAAGCCAUGCUUCAACAAUAGCAACAUGCAACCAAUCAAUCUCUAUCACAAAGUUGGCCAUGGUUCUUUGGAUCUCUUUGUUCUCAGUCCAUCACAAAACAGCAAGAGUACAAAUGAAUUUCUUUCUAUGUGGAGCAAGAAUGUUGACCCAUUUGUAUCAAAGGUUGGCCAAGCCAUAAGUGACUGUGUCUCAAUUUGUGCAAUAUUGGUUUGGAAACCUGCAUCUCCACAUGAUACAAUUACCAGGCUGCUUCUCCCUGGAGCUGUCAAUCAAAGUGUUCUCUUUGAAGGAAUGGAAAAACUAAAAAAUAUUUCUUUGUUUCAUCAACCGACUUGCAGAGAAAAAGAUUUGAACCCACACAAACCAGAAAAAAAACCUGCCAAGCUGGUUACAAAAACUGAUGUAACAUCUCCAAGAUCCGAUCAUUCUGGUAAAAGCAAAAAUACUUGGCCUGCUAAAAAAGAAUCAGUUGGUAAUGAUCUCAAUAAAUCUAACAAAAAGGAAGAUGCUGGUACAAAUUUGAAAAAAGAUAAGAUCAAACCUGAAUUAAUUGACGAUAAUAAAGAGACGAACAGUAAACUUGUUGAUGAAAAUAAAGAGCUACCUACUGUUGAUGCAAGUGUUGAAGUUUUAAAUGCUCCAAUGCCUGAAAAAGAUGAAAACUUGAUAAUUGAACCAACCGUUUUGAAUUUUAAUGCAAUUAAAGCAGAUUCAAGUGAACCUGCAAAAUCUCUUGGUGAUGUCGUUACAAGUGUUGAACAAGUGCAAACAGAUUCAAGAAAUGUUGAGCUUUCCAGACAAGAUAGUUUAGAAAAUAUUGAAGAAGCUGUCUUGGAGCCUGGUGAUGAUAAGUUGGAUGGGAUCGACCUUAGUGAUCCAAAUAGUCUGAAUAUGGGCAAACUUCAAGAAGGUCUCUCAGACACUGUAAAUCAAUUUGAUUCUAUUUCAGACAAGGUUGAGGUUAAAUGUCAAGGUGAUGAAAUCAAGGGCUUACAAGAUCAAUCAAGUAACAAUGGAGAGAAGGAUGAGAAAGAUGUGUUUGGUGAAUUAAAUACCUGGGACAAACCGCUAGGCGUUCCUCCCCCAUACAAGAUGUCGCACAAAAUAACUGCUCCAUCUUCAAGCAAGAAACUUACAGCUAGGGGAACUUUGCAAACCGGCAGAACGGGCCCAUCUAAAUUUGGACAAAAGUUAGGAAAUGUUAUAUACCUGGAUUUGGCGUACAUACCUCAGCACGGCGACCCUCAUCAUGUUGAUGUUGAUUUUUUCAAAAGAGUCAGAGCAAGGUAUUAUGUUCUUUCAACAAUCUGUCCAGACGCAGUAGUGCUGACUGCCCUUCUCGAAGGCAAGCAGACCUGGGAGGACCCGAGUUUGGAGGUGACCAUCAUUCCAACGUACGACACCGAGGUUCUAAGGUACUGGAUGGCUGCCCAUCAAGGUCAGUUGAGUCAGUUGAGAAUCAACGUUGCUCCUGCAGCCAACAGAUGCACCAUUCAACUGCAGGACCACGAGACCAGUUGUGCUGCUUACAGAUUGGAAUUUUAAAAAGGCCGAUGAUGUUUUGUUCAGUGUUUUUUAUAUUUUAACAAUGCUAUUUCCAUUUUCUUACGUUAAAUUAGUUGCUAACAAAUUGCUUUUAAAGUGUGCUUAUGCUUUUAAAAAUUUGAAUCGCAAAAAACUUAACGCCGCAUCAUGCUACGCUAUCUGUAAUGUUUUAAUUUUAAUAACUUUUGGUUUUCAGCUUAAUUUUAUAUUCUAAUUGAUAUUGUCCAUAAUUAUUGUUAUUUUAACAUUAGGCCUUUUGCAUUCUUCAAAACAUUUCUGAACUUUAUAUCUACAUACUUACACGUUACACUUACAAUAUAUACAUGUUAUUUACUCAUUGUUUUUUUUGACUGCUACUUCAAUCAUGCAUACAUUCGUUUAUUCAUUCAGUCAUCCACGUUUAUUUAAUCACUUUUUUUGUUUGAUUGUCCAUUUUGAAGCUACUUUUGGAUUUAAACAUCCGAUCACUCAAGCGUUUUUAAAAAUUUACUACGGAAAUUUUUUUUGAAGUUAAUAUUAAAUGAUGAUGAUGAAUUUAUAGUUGCAUCUCAUGAAUAUCUAGUCACUUUCUCAUCGUCGUGUUCAUCUUUAUUAAUGUUUAUUUAUUAAUUUUUUCAUUAUAAGCUUGUUUUUUAUUCAUUGUUAGUAUAAUAAACUCAUUAUUGUAAAUAAA